AUGUCAAAUAAAGAACAACUAUUCGUUAUCACCUCACCAUUAUCUCUAGAUUGUGAGUAUGAACUUGAUCGCAAUCAAGAAUAUGAAUUGGGAUUAAAGUAUCACGUACCCUACAACGGCCCUGUCUUCCAUCGACCUCUACCACCUACCAAUUGCCGACCACCAACCAACCCAUCCAGCUAUAUCCCACCCCAUCGCCGACCUACCUACAACACAGCCUACCAAUCAAGAGCCUCUGCUUUCAACUUUUCCAUUUCCAAAUUGUGUCUACGUUCUCCAGCGUUUUUAGCAUCAGCUGCUUUCUUAUCAUUAACAGCUUUUACUGCAGCUGCUCUAUUUUCGUUGGCAGCUUUUACUGCGACAGCUGUACCACCAGUUUUUGCACCCGCCGCGGUAAGACCAGCAAAUAUCAAAGGUAGGAAAGGUAAAAAUUCACCUUCGCGUCAAUUCUUUGUAUGUCUCUGA
Lottia gigantea (owl limpet) is the source of this 465-nucleotide messenger RNA. RefSeq lists its product as hypothetical. The transcript is spliced from 2 exons. Bases 1 to 465 code for a protein of 154 amino acids. The record is from RefSeq and is a predicted model, not a curated record. Lineage: Eukaryota; Metazoa; Mollusca; Gastropoda; Lottiidae.